Perca flavescens (yellow perch) is the source of this 5068-nucleotide messenger RNA. RefSeq names its product erb-b2 receptor tyrosine kinase 4b (gene erbb4b). Gene Ontology annotation, molecular function: epidermal growth factor receptor binding; ATP binding; transmembrane receptor protein tyrosine kinase activity. NCBI's taxonomy places the organism in Eukaryota, Metazoa, Chordata, Actinopteri, Perciformes, Percidae. The transcript has 28 exons. Gene Ontology annotation, cellular component: plasma membrane; signaling receptor complex; basal plasma membrane. Bases 362 to 4510 code for a protein of 1382 amino acids. Gene Ontology annotation, biological process: cell surface receptor protein tyrosine kinase signaling pathway; protein phosphorylation; multicellular organism development. The record is from RefSeq and is a predicted model, not a curated record.
CCAGGGACUUGGAGGUGUGUCUGAAGAAUACGAGGCUACAGCUGCAUACUGUAUCCAAGUCGGGGAGAAAUGGAAUGAGUACUGCUUUGUACUGUUUAGCCAAGCUUUACAGUGCGCGCGUUGGUAACUAACAUUCGACUCUUUCUGCUUUCACCUCAGUCACUAAUUAGGCCUGCAGGCACAGAGAGGCGAGGCGGAACACUCUCGGACAAACUGUAAACUUAGUCAAAAGCGACCAAAGUCCCCAAACUCACAGGCUGAAGAGGCUUCAAACGCAAACGAUUCAUCCUUUCUGGCUGUUUCAAGGAAGGAUACGCUGCUGGACAUGUGAAUUUAAAGGAGAUAAUUGCCAAGCACAAUAAUGAAACCAACGACUGCCCUGUGUUGCUUCGGCUUUCUCCUGACUUGCCUCUUGUUCGGGUCGAGCUCUUCACAAUCAGUAUGUGCUGGUACAGAGAACAAGCUGAGCACCCUGUCGGACCUGGAGCAGCAGUACCGCACCCUGAGGAAAUACUACGAGAACUGUGAAGUCGUAAUGGGCAACCUUGAGAUCACAAGCAUCGACCGCAGCCGGGACCUCACCUUCCUCAGAUCAAUCCGAGAAGUGACAGGCUAUGUGUUGGUGGCCCUGAACCAGUUUGACUACCUGCCUUUGGAGAACCUGAGGAUCAUCCGAGGAACAAAGCUGUAUGAGGACCGCUACUCCCUCGCAAUCUUCCUCAACUACAGACGUGAUGGAAACUCCGGUCUGCGCCAGUUGGGUCUGAGAAACCUCACAGAGAUCCUGAGUGGAGGUGUUUAUGUUGACCAGAACAAGUUCCUGUGUCAUGCAGACACAAUCCAUUGGCAGGACAUUGUCAAAAACCCUGGGAUGCAUCCUGUGGUGGUGCCCACCAACAGCAGUGUCUCAUGUCAAAAGUGCAAUCGUUCCUGUAAUGGUCGUUGCUGGGGACCCAAAGAGGACCAGUGUCAAAGCUUAACUAAGACAGUGUGUGCCGAGCAGUGUGACCGCCGUUGCUUUGGUCCCUAUGUUAGUGACUGCUGCCAUGGUGAGUGUGCAGGUGGCUGCUAUGGACCCAAGGACACAGACUGCUUUGCCUGCACCAACUUUAAUGACAGUGGGGCAUGUGUGACCCAGUGCCCCCAGCCCUUUGUCUACAACCCCACCACCUUCCAACUGGAACACAACCCCAGGGCCAAGUACACCUAUGGAGCAUUCUGUGUCAAGAAGUGUCCACAUAACUUUGUGGUGGACCAUAGCUCAUGUGUGAGAGCAUGCCCGAGUAACAAGAUGGAGGUGGAAGAGAACCGUAUUAAGAUGUGCAUUCCUUGUACUGACAUCUGCCCGAAAGCAUGUGAUGGCAUUGGUACAGCCAGCCUACAGGCUGCUCAGACAGUAGACUCCAGUAACAUCGACAAGUUUGUCAACUGCACCAAAAUCAACGGCAACUUGGUGUUCCUCAUCACUGGGAUCAAAGGGGAUGUCUAUCACAAUAUUGAAGCUUUGGACCCAGAAAAACUCAAUGUAUUCCGCACCGUUCGGGAGAUCACAGGCUUUUUGAACAUCCAGUCUUGGCCUGACAACAUGACAGACCUGAGUGUUUUCUCCAACCUUGCAACUAUCGGGGGAAGAGCACUGUACAGUGGGAUCUCCCUGCUAGUGUUAAAGCAGCAGGUCAUCUCAUCACUGCAGCUCCAGUCGCUGAGAGAGAUAAGCGCCGGGAAUGUCCACAUCGCAGAGAACAGCCAGCUUUGCUACUACAACACUGUCAACUGGACAAGACUGUUCCGUGCUGCAAAUCAGAAGGUUCUUAUCCGCAACAACCAAAGCCCACAGAAGUGCUCCAAGACGGGGAUGGUGUGUGACCCGCUGUGUUCAGACGCAGGGUGUUGGGGUCCUGGCCCAGACCAAUGCCUCUCCUGCAGAUACUUCAGUCGUGGACGAACCUGUGUGGAUACCUGCAACCUUUAUGAAGGGGAUAUCCGAGAGUAUGCCAACGGAUCUGUGUGUGUGGAGUGUGAUGGCCAGUGUGAGCGAGCUGACGGGGACUCUUUGACCUGCAACGGUCCGGGCCCAGAGCAUUGUGUGAAAUGCCUGCAUUUUAAGGACGGCCCUAAUUGUGUUGAAAAGUGUCCCGAUGGCCUGCAGGGUGCCAACAGCUUCAUCUUCAAGUACGCCGAAGCCAACAAUGAAUGCCAUCCCUGCCAUGCCAACUGCACCCAGGGGUGCAUUGGACCAAGACUGCAAGACUGUAUUGGCUGGAUGGACAGAACCCCUCUGAUCGCAGCAGGGGUGAUCGGCGGCCUCUUCUUGGUGGUGAUCAUGGUGCUGAGCGUAGCUGUGUCCGUGCGCCGGAAGAACAUUAAGAAGAAGAGAGCCCUUCGUCGCUUCCUGGAAACAGAGCUGGUGGAACCUUUAACACCCAGUGGAACAGCACCCAACCAAGCCCAGCUUCGCAUCCUGAAAGAGACAGAACUCAAAAGGGUCAAGAUCCUUGGCUCUGGGGCCUUUGGGACUGUUUAUAAGGGUAUUUGGGUCCCAGAAGGUGAAACGGUGAAGAUUCCUGUAGCCAUUAAAAUCCUAAAUGAGGCCACGGGACCCAAGGCUAACGUGGAGUUCAUGGACGAGGCCUUGAUCAUGGCGAGCAUGGAGCACCCCCACCUGGUCCGCCUGCUGGGCGUCUGCCUGAGUCCCACCAUCCAGCUGGUCACACAACUGAUGCCUCAUGGGUGUCUGCUCGACUAUGUCCACGAGCACAAGGACAACAUCGGAUCCCAGCUGUUGCUCAAUUGGUGUGUCCAGAUUGCCAAGGGGAUGAUGUACCUGGAGGAGCGUAGGCUUGUCCACAGGGAUCUGGCAGCCCGAAAUGUUCUGGUCAAAUAUCCCAACCACAUCAAGAUCACCGACUUUGGUCUGGCUCGCCUGUUGGAUGUUAAUGAGAAGGAAUACAAUGCUGAUGGAGGAAAGAUGCCCAUCAAAUGGAUGGCACUGGAGUGUAUCCAUUACAGGAAGUUUACUCAUCAGAGUGACGUUUGGAGUUACGGGGUAACCAUCUGGGAGGUGAUGACCUUUGGAGGGAAGCCAUACGAUGGGAUUUCCACCAGAGAUAUCCCAGACCUGCUAGAGAAAGGAGAGCGUCUUCCUCAGCCGCCCAUCUGCACCAUCGACGUCUACAUGGUCAUGGUCAAAUGCUGGAUGAUUGAUGCAGACAGUCGGCCAAAGUUCAAGGAGCUGGCUGCAGAGUUCACUCGGAUGGCUCGUGAUCCCCAAAGAUACCUGGUCAUCCAGGGUGACGACCGCAUGAAGCUGCCCAGCCCCAGCGACAGCAAGUUCUUCCAGAGCCUCCUGGACGAGGAGGAGCUGGAGGACCUGAUGGAUGCUGAAGAGUACCUGGUGCCCCACUCUUUCAACAUUCCACCACUGGCAUACACUCCCCGUACACACAUGGACUCCAACAAGAACCAGUAUAGCUACCAGGACCCCAGCUUCAGCAUGGAGGACAUGCUGGCCAGCCUCCCCAGAGUGGUCUCUGUUCCACCCGCGUCUGGAAGCUGCCUCCAACCACAGGACCUGUCCUCAGGGGGGCAGAUUGGUAGUGGAUUUGGCCGUGGUAAUCAGGACGACCCUCGCUGCAAUGGAACCCUGAGGAAGCAGGCCUCCCCGAGGUCAAGUACCCUUGGGCCUGGCACGGUUCUCGCUGCAGGACAAGGUGGAGGGGAGGACAGUAGUGGACAGCGUUACAGUGCCGAUCCCACCAGUCUUUUAGCAGAGCGAGGAGCAAAAGGAGACAAGGACCAGGACAGCUACAUGACUGCCAUGAGAGACAAGAACAACUCAGACUAUCUCAACCCAGUAGAGGAAAACCCCUUUGUUACACGCCGUAGAAAUGGUGACGCCCACGCAGUGAUUGAUGGAGCGGGUUGCCACACCCUGCACAUGGCUGGAGCUUCUGCUGGCCCCAAGAGCCAGUCCACCCACGGGGACGAUGAGUACAUCAACGAGCCACUGUAUCUGAAUACCUUCCUUAACCCUGGGGACAAGAACGGAUUGGCUGGUGCAGUCUCCAUCUCUGGCCUUGGAUCCUCUGCUGCCCAAACAGUAUCGCAGACAGUCAACCCAUCAACAUCAAGCCACACGGUCUCCUACUCUGGAUAUGUGAUUCCCCCUGGCCACCUCCCACACCCAUCGUAUCCAUCACACACCCUUCAUCCGGGGCAUUCAGGACACGCUCUGCACUCAGGCAUCACCAGCAGCACCAUCAUGUUUGAUAAGAAAGGCAAGAAGGCCACUUUUGACAAUCCUGAAUACUGGCAGCACAGUCUACCCCCGAAGUCCUCACUGCACAACCCUGAGUACCUGCAGGACUGCAGCACACGCUUCUUCUACCGGCAGAAUGGACGCAUUCGCCCUGCUGUGGCCGAAAACCAGGAGUACUUGUCCGAGGCUGCUAUGAAAGCUGGCAAUGUGCUGCCACCCCCUCCAUACAGACAGAGGAACACUGUAGUGUAGUGACCAAGCUGUAGCACAAUGGAGGGAUGAAUAGAGGGAUAGGGGUGGAGAUACAUGGACGUUGAACAGUCCACUUGUUUCCAUGCAGUACUUCUCAACCUGGGUUCUCAUUGCACCCUGAACAUGUCUCUCUAUUAUGUCUGAUUGCAAGUCUUUUAGUCUUACUCCAAGGUUUUGCCUUUUCUUGACAAGUCUACAAUAACAGUCACUGACAGCCUCACUUGACAUUCAAACCAUCUUUUUUAGCUCCAUCCUUGGCCAUGAAAGCAAGUCGCGUCGAAGUUUGUUCUAUUCUGGAGCACACUGUCCUGCCAUCUUAAGUAUCAGAAAUGCACAAAAACAACACAAUGAAAGAAAUAAGAUGUUCAAUCAGAUAAAAAGGGAGAAAUAAACUGAGGUUAGCCCAAAGAGAGGAUUAUCGCCCUGACCUUACAUGCGUUUCUUUAUACACUGUACCUAUCCAUUACAGUUUACCAUGUCCUUUUGGCACAUUUCCACCCAGAUAGAUGCACACAUUGCAGUAUGCACACAUUGUUAUUGCUUGUGUGCAAUCUAUUA